AUGGAUGUGAAAAAAUACCCAGGAAUUUCAAACGAAGACGCCGCCAUUCUCGCUGCAACCAAGCUCGUCGAAUCCCAGCCGAAAAAUCUCGGGUGGUACCGAGUGGCAGCGUCCCGAGCAAUGACCGGCACCCGGCGCAGGCAACCUCUGCUCACCGAAAAACUAAAACUGGUUCAUGAAGCAAUGAAGAGUCAUUCUGAAGCUGUGGAUGUCGGAAACCUCGAAGAGAAUGCCAUUGAAGGAGACAAAGCCGUGAUUGAGUUUUAUGCUGCGACUUGCGCGGUCGCGGAGUCGCACGGAAAAUUCGCUGUCGGGAUUAGAAGACAUGGACGAACAGACAUUCCUGUUCAAGUCAGGGUGGAAACGAUCGAAGGGACUGCGACUGCUGUCACCGACUUCGUCCCGGUCAAUAAAAUCGUGUCCUUCUUGCCCAAUGAAACCGAACAAGAAGUAGAAGUGGAAACUGUCUGCGACAAGCAAUGGGAACCAGACGAAGAAUUCUACUUGAAACUGUCUUUGCUGCCGUUGGACGCAUUUGCGCAUGACUCAGUCGUUCUGGGUCGAUUAUCAAUAAUGGAAAUCACUGUUGUCAAUGACGAUGAUCCAGGGACUUUGUCAUUUGACAAGGGAUGUUACGUUGUCAGAGGAACCUGUGGCACAACAUCAAUUCCAGUCAUAAGAAGAAAUGGAGUCGAUGGGGUCGUGAAGGUUCAUUACAAGACUGUGGAAAAGUCGUCGGCGAUAAGUGGGAAAGAUUAUAUUCCUCAAGAAGGAGUUCUCGAGUUCAGACACGGAGAAACUAAAUUAGCGAUCAAUGUCCCCAUCAUCAACGACUUUCACCCGGAAAGAAAUGAGCAUUUCGAAGUUCAGCUGUUUGAUGUUGAAGGCGGCGCAAGCCUAGGGAAACUCUGUUCCACGAUUGUCACGAUCGUCAACGACGAUGAUUUUGAGCCGGUGAUGAAGAAAAUGAUGAGUAUGACGACGGAAAACUUGGAAAAACUGCAACUGUUUCACAAGGCGUCUUGGGUAGCUCAAAUACGCGAAGCAUUGAAUGUGAACAGUGGGUACAUUGAUACAGCUACUCCAUUGGAUUAUUUGGCACACGUUUUCACUUUUGGCUGGAAGGUUAUUUUCUGCUUGGUACCUCCAGUGGAAAUAUGGGGAGGCUGGCUGGCAUUCUUCGUAUCCUUGACCUUUUUAGCAAUGCUAACAGCUGUUGUGGGAGACUGUGCUUCAAUAUUUGGAUGCUUGGUUGGUCUCAGUGAUGAAGUCACAGCAAUUGCUCUGGUUUCGGCUGGAACUUCCUUGCCAGAUACUUUCGCAUCCAUGUCUGCAGCACGACAGGAGAAGUUUGCUGAUUUGGCUAUCGGAAAUGUCACCGGUUCUAAUUCCGUCAACGUGUUCCUGGGACUGGGUUUACCCUGGAUGAUCGCAGCAAUUUACCAUGGCUAUCAUGUACGGGAAGAAAAUUCAGAGUUCCUGCCGGAUCUUUGGCAUUCAGUGUGACUGUUUUCACGGGAUGCGCCACAAUCACAAUCGGAUUGCUUUAUGCCCGAAGAUUUUUCAACUUUUUUGGAAAAGCUGAGCUUGGCGGACCUACUGUGCCAAGAUACGCGUCGGGCAUUUUUAUUUUCUCUUUGUGGAUCUUUUAUAUUGUAUUAUCGUCGCUACAAGCUUAUGGUCACAUAGGGAGUUUCUGAUUAAACUGGAGAGGGCAUUCAUCCAUUUCACUGAUGAAUAUUUGUUGAUAAUGGUGUCUCUGUCAAAAUUUUGAGUGUUUUCAAGAAAUGUUUUAUGUAGUGUAUUUGAUUCUGGGGAAAAUAUCAAUACUGUUGUAUGAUUUGAAAGAAAGCUCAGCUGAUUUCAUAAUGAAACCAUUCAAAACAUGUUUACCAAUGAUACAGUCUCACAACUUUGGGAGGAAAA
Molecule: messenger RNA, 1926 nt
Organism: Notodromas monacha
Lineage: Eukaryota; Metazoa; Arthropoda; Ostracoda; Podocopida; Cyprididae
Source: the annotation of a GenBank genome assembly